AACCAAAAACAUAUGUUUACGAUUAUUCAAAUUCAAAUCGAUGUUAUGAUUGAAUGGUUAAUAAUAAAUGCUUGUUUUUUAAACUAUUUAUUGUUUAUAUAUUAAUGCUACAAGUCAAAUCACAAAAUGUUGAUUUUUGGGCUGGUUCAGGAAGUGGAAUUCCACCUAACUUGACAAAUCAAUCCUAUUCGACCUCUCAAAAUUUUUUAAAUAUAACCUUCAGAAAAUACCAAAGAAGAAAAUAUCUAAAUGAAGCAUUAUAUGUACCCAAAAUAUCCAAAUAUAAAACAUAUAACACUGGCUUAUCUUAUCAACCACAUAAUGCUUACUUUUUAUCUCCUGCAAUUAUGGAUGAAUGGUUUGAUCCAAUUGUGUUCAAUGGCCCUCAAUUGCCUCAUUUACUCGAAACAAAUAUUAAGCCAGCUCUGGCAUCAUUUUCAACGAGACCAUCCUUCGACAAUCCCUUACCUUUUUACUUGAAUUACCGAAACAACCACAUAUUGUUUUACCCUCUCUAUCAAGUCGGAGACGUAACCUAUCUAUCGUCUCAACCUACCUUAAUCAGAAAAGAUGAAUUUUUUAAAAAUUUUGACGUCAUAACACGAGUUAGAUAUUUUGAUACUCCGGAUAUUUCGAUUUCAGUGCAAGAAUUCAGUGGCAGUGGAAAUAUAUGAUUAAAUAACAUUUUAUAUACAAAAUUAUUUAUUUAUUUAUCUAUCUAUUUAUAUUUAUUGUA
Messenger RNA from Gordionus sp. m RMFG-2023, 736 nucleotides. RefSeq lists its product as uncharacterized. The transcript has 7 exons. Lineage: Eukaryota; Metazoa; Nematomorpha; Gordioida; Chordodea; Parachordodidae. Bases 54 to 674 code for a protein of 206 amino acids. The record is from RefSeq and is a predicted model, not a curated record.